This is a messenger RNA of Penicillium brasilianum, 3774 nucleotides long. The record is from the annotation of a GenBank genome assembly. Lineage: Eukaryota; Fungi; Ascomycota; Eurotiomycetes; Eurotiales; Aspergillaceae.
AUGGAUGAGGAACAGUUCUUUACGCGCCCAACGCGCGAACUUACUGGCCUUUUCACCCAGACCAUUCUUCCCAGCCCUGUUGUACAGUGGAUUCUCCCUGCUCGUCUUCGCAGCAACCACCACAACGAUGUUGUUUUUGUGGGCCAGCGGCGAGUGCAGGUCAAAGAGGCUUCCACUAGUGGGUUCUUAGAAGAUGUGACUGAGAAGAUUGACUUUGAUCACUCCAUUAUCGGGGCCAAGGUCAUUGAUGUGAACACCGAACUUCCGUGGGAGACCCAGCUAGGAAGAACUGGUGCCGAUGAUCAAAUGCAUGACGACUCAGACUUCCUCGAUCGCGUCCCUUCUCAGCUUCUUGUUCUUUCUCUUGAGAUGAGAGAGCUUCAGUUCCUAUAUUGUCCAAUUUCGGGUGAUGACAAAUUUGUGACAUUUCGCCGGCCCUUGCCGGUUGAUGUCGAUCUGGCCGAAAGAUUCGGAAAGCACAUCGCCGUUGAUCCGAAGUCGCGAGCAGUCGCAGUCAGUGCAUCGAGCCACUAUUUCGGACUGCUUCUCCUCAAAUCCCCCAAGGAAAUCCAGCAGCAGAUGGCUGAUGGAAAACUCGAUCCUAUCAAAAGUGAACAUUUCUACAGCUGUGAUGGGAUCAUCCAGUUUAUGGAGUUCCUCUAUCCCAGAGCUGCCGACGACAAGAGAAUCAUUCUCCUCAUUGUCUCCUCUAGUGCUGAAGGCUCAUUUGCCAGAAUUCUCCAAUGGGAUGAUCGAGAUGCUACGAUGCUCCGUCCGGAGAUUGUCGAGUUUAAAUUUCGCAGGGAAGACAGGUUGCCCACGAUGAUUGUGCCGCUAACCAAGGAGUCUUCAUUUUUGGUUGUCACAAGCAUCUCCAUGGCAGUUUACCCUUCCGAUUCCUCACAUCCGCGACCAAUCAGAUAUCCGCUUAUAGCACCUGAUGCUACUUUCAAGGAGGUCUCGCUCUGGACCCAAUGGGCACGACCUGCACGCAACUGGCUUUACAGUCAAAAGUUCGAUGGAAUCUACCUCUGCCGCGAAGAUGGCUGGAUCUAUUACCUUGAAUUUGGUAAUGAAGGCGGUCUAGAAUCCCAGACUAGUUUGGGCCAGCUUCACUGCGAUGUCGACUCUGCAUUUGACGUCCUGGACAUGGGUCACGAGGGAGGUGACUUCAUUCUGGCCGCCGGAAGUAUGGGUGAUGGCGGUCUGUUUAUUCAAGAGGCACGAAAUAAACCUCAAUGUGUUCAAAGAUUCCUCAAUUGGGCUCCGGUAACAGACGCUGUCAUGGUGCCAUCCAAAACACAUGAAAAUGUCCAAUGCGACGUGUCGCGAGAUCGCCUAUUUGUCAGUUCUGCGUCAUCCGCCUCCGGGGGCAGCGCACUUCAUGAGCUUCGCCAUGGAUUUGAGGCUCAAGUAGGCUUCUCUGUCCCCCUUGAUGAUAUCUCCAGCAUCCGAGAUAUGUGGGCCUUUAGUGACGAUGCCAAUCGAGGCGUCUAUGUCAUGCUUUCUGACCCCAUGUCCACGCUGCUUCUCUACAUGAACCCCAGUCUUGAAGACGGCAUUAGUGCACUGGAUGAAACCGAAACAGGCCUUGAUAAUGCACAGACACUGGCUGCUGGCUGCACUCCCACAGGCAUCCUCGUGCAAGUCACACAAAAAGCCACGCACCUUUUUGUUCCUCAUAGUAUUUCAUCUAAUACCUCCAUCCCACAUCAGCCUAAAUCUACCGUCAUCGCUGUCACCGUUGAUGGUCCCAGCUCAACUGUGGUCACCGCCGUUCGACACAACAAUGAACUCGAGCUUACACUCACUCGGGUCGUUGUGAUUGAUUCCAAUGCUGGUCUGGACACCGUUCAGACCGUUAAAAUCGACAAAGAGCCCGUUUGCUUGUCCCUCCAAACACUAGGAGAUACAGCAUUCAUCUUUAUGGGCACUGGCGACGGCACGAUCCAAGUCUUCCACAUCGAACACGAGAGUAUUAAUUGCCUCUUGGAUGCCAGUGUCUCCAUUGAUCGGAAGGACGACAUUUCUCGAGCAAUAGAUAGUCUUGCACUGAUUCGCCAAACUGAUCAGGGUGUUCUGCGUGCUCAUCUGCUAUGUGGUCUGCGGAGCGGCGUGCUAGUGCCAUUUCAGGUUGACUUCAACGCCCCAACUCUUAUCGGUUUGAAUCAAGUAACACCGAAACAUGUGGGAAUGACCUCUCUUCGACUUCAAAGUCACGGUGCAUUCGCUAUGCUUAUCUGCGAUAGCGAGCUGUGGCGUGUAUCAACAAGUGCCGAUGGUGUCCCGAAUGACUGCUUCCUAUCGCGUGUUUGGAUCACUGAACAGAGUAAUCCUGCGUAUUUCCCUACCGCGAUCCAUGGCUUUGGCAUGAUCAGUGAACAGAGUCAUCAAGCUGGUCUUUCAAUAGGACCGUUGUUCUGUUUUGCAGAUCGACAGCUUCUAAUUUGCUCACUGGAUCGCGAACCCAAGAUUGUGCCUCGACGAAUUGGCGUGCCUGGCACGGCAAGGAAAUUAGUCUAUUCACCAUACCUUCACAGACUUAUACUUGCUUACGAUAAGGCUGAAGUCGAAGAACCCAGCAGACCCGGUGAUAUAACGACGCGAUCAUGCCUGGCAUUCGUCCUUCCAGACGCACAGGAACCCGUCAAUCCACUAGACCAACCCUUGAUGCCCCGCGCGUCUCCGGGAGAGAGAAUCAUCUGUAUGAUGGACUGGAUGUUCGAAAGAAAUGGGCAUAUGUAUCAUCUCAUCGUGAUAGGAACGGGGCUCUCGGCAACCGUCGAUUUCGGACCACGAGGCCGACUCAUCCUGAUGUCCGCACCCGGUGACCCACAGGAUCCUUCCCAGGUGCGAUUCGUGACCAAGCAUGUUCAGGACUGCCUUGACGGUCCGGUGCGAUCGAUUGCGGCCUAUGGCAAUACACUGCUUAUAUGUACGGGGAGGAUCAUUCGUCCCGUGGCUCCCAGUGGUGCGUCAAUCAAAUGGGCUUCCAAUAGCUGGCAGGAACUUCCUUCCCCAGCCGUGGCAAUUACCGUCUCAAAGCCAUUCGUCUACGUUACUACUGCUCGGCAUGGAUUUGUCGUCUUGGAAGUUCUUGACGAUGGAAAUGGGCAUCAUCUCUUGAAGUUGCGUGCUCAUGAUUCGAAGCCUCUUGAUGGACUUACUCACUACGUGACCGCUGGUGAGCCUUCUCUUGCCUUCUUAAGCACUCGCGGUGGCAACGUCCGGGCCGGAAGGCUUUCGAGCAAUGCUGGGCUCCGUAAUACCCAAGUAUUUGCGCCCCCGGCACCGGAAGAGGCCUCGGUAUGUGAUUCCAUCUUACAGUUUGUACCUAGCUCCAAGGGCGACAUUUUCCCGAAGUCGCCCAGGGAGAGAGGCGGUGCAAUCUACGGUAUCGCUCUUAAUGGAUCGGUCUGCCGAUUCUCCCUCCUACGAGAGGACGAGACACGCCUUCUACUUGCGUUGCAAGACUUAUGCCGAAAAGACGAAGCUCUCUAUACGUCCCUAGCUGCGCGCGAAAAACGCAAGAAGCCCAAUUGGGCCGAUCCCAAAAAGGACAAUUCCCAGGUGGACGGCGAUAUCUUGAUACGCCUGGCUCGGCAUAGGGCGGAUUACCUAGAAGAUCGAAUACACGCACUCGAUCACAAGCGAGGCUCCCCCAUCUAUGAGCCUUUUAUGCGAAAUGCAGCACUCAAAGCUCUGGGGCCUUCGGACAACUAUGCCCAGCAAGUCGUUGGUUGGCUUCGGCAGCUGCUUCAUGUCGAGAUCUGA